Messenger RNA from Mucor mucedo, 612 nucleotides. Its product is annotated as bola protein. Bases 18 to 320 code for a protein of 100 amino acids. The record is from RefSeq and is a predicted model, not a curated record. Lineage: Eukaryota; Fungi; Mucoromycota; Mucoromycetes; Mucorales; Mucoraceae. The transcript is spliced from 3 exons.
UCUUGUAUUCUUACAUUAUGUUCCUUUCACGUUUUUCUCGCAGUGUUGCUAUCAGUCGUGCCUUUUACUCAACCGAAGCUCCCGCCAGUUUGAGUGCUGGUGAAAAGCAUAUUUUCCAAAAGCUCACAGAAGCACUCUCACCUCAUAAACUUCAAGUCGCCGAUGUUUCCGGUGGCUGUGGAUCCAUGUAUGCCAUCGACAUUGCUGCUAAAAAAUUCGAAGGAACUAGCAUUGUAAAGCAACACAGAAUGGUAAACGAAGUUUUAAAAGAAGAGAUCAAAGGCAUGCAUGGGUUGCAGCUUAAAACAUCAGCCAAAUAAUAGGGCUUACUACAUCAAUAGACAUUUUUUUUUAUUAUUAUUAAAUUAAGCUACCUGCCCCGAAUUGUGUUCUUUCGGACCUAUCAACUUCUAAUUCGAUUAAAUGAUCUUGCAGGGCAACAAAAAGCUUUCGACAGUCGGGAGAAAAAGUAAAACCAGUGAUUGCACGGUCCUCAUUUUCAGGCGAUAGUCGUACUAUUUGUCUCGUUUCGAAUGUUCGUGUAUCAACAAUGUAAAUGUUAGACACAUGUUCGGUGUAAGCUAGCAGAUCGAUAGGGCCUGAACUAAAUUG